This is a messenger RNA of Callorhinus ursinus (northern fur seal), 1645 nucleotides long. It is a transcript of the gene GPX3, whose product is annotated as glutathione peroxidase 3. The record is from RefSeq and is a predicted model, not a curated record. NCBI's taxonomy places the organism in Eukaryota, Metazoa, Chordata, Mammalia, Carnivora, Otariidae. Gene Ontology annotation, molecular function: glutathione peroxidase activity; selenium binding. Gene Ontology annotation, biological process: hydrogen peroxide catabolic process; response to oxidative stress.
GGUCAUCGCUGAGGGCUUGAAAGGUGGCUGAGAGCAUCGGACACCUCAGACGGCGCUGGCCCGGGAUCAGACCGCGUCUCUAGCGAGACGCGCCCUCUGCCCGCCAUGGCCCGGCUGUUGCGGGCGUCCUGCCUUCUCUCCCUGCUCCUGGCUGGCUUCGUCCCGCCGGGCCGGGGGCAGGAGAAGUCGAAGACGGACUGCCACGCUGACGUGAGCGGCACCAUCUAUGAGUACGGAGCCCUCACCAUCAACGGGCAGGAGUACAUCCCCUUCAAGCAGUACGCUGGCAAAUACAUCCUCUUUGUCAACGUGGCCAGCUACUGAGGCCUGACAGGCCAGUACAUUGAACUGAAUGCACUACAGGAGGAGCUUGAACCAUUUGGCCUGGUCAUUCUGGGCUUCCCCUGCAACCAAUUCGGAAAACAGGAGCCAGGAGAGAACUCGGAAAUCCUACCCAGCCUCAAGUAUGUCCGACCGGGUGGGGGCUUCGUCCCCAAUUUCCAACUCUUUGAGAAAGGCGAUGUGAACGGGGAAAAAGAGCAGAAGUUCUACACGUUCCUGAAGAACUCCUGCCCUCCCACCUCAGAGCUCCUGGGCUCACCUGACCGCCUCUUCUGGGAGCCCAUGAAGGUCCAUGACAUCCGCUGGAACUUUGAGAAGUUCCUGGUGGGGCCAGAUGGUGUACCCAUCAUGCGCUGGUACCACCGGACCACGGUCAACGCCGUCAAGAUGGACAUCCUGGCCUACAUGAGGCGGCAGGCGGCUCUGGCGGUCCAGGGGAAGUAAAUCAGACCUGCCCGACCCCGUGUCCACCGUGCAGGGGCUGGGGAGGGACUCCGUUCGGGAAGGAAUCCAUUUCUCCAACCACACCACACUCCCACCAUAGACCCCUUGCUAUUACACCAAGGCCCCAACCUGACACGAGCAUGUGCGUACGAUUGCGUCUGUACCGCUAUGCACGUGGGUGUCUGCACACAUGCCUACAGGUGUGUGUGACCACGUGUAUGCAUGAGUGAACAGCCACCUGUGUCUACCUGCAUGAAAACGGGGAAUGCGUACCAUAUGCGUACGCACAGCUGUGCGCUACAGAGUGCGAGAAAAUACCUCCCCUUUCUCUCCAAUUCUGACCCCCAUAACCAUUCACUUUCAGCUGAGCCCACGGUAAAACCAGCUCUAGAUCCAACUGUUCUGUUCUGUUCUGACCUAGACCUCAGCUUUGGGGCCAGCAUCUCCCAUUGCCUCCAAGUAUCACCACUGAAGGGCCCAGAAGUUUCUGGGUCUACCACACUGCCCAGUCUCCCUACUCUCCACCAUGUAGCCCCUCUCCUUCCUGAAGGGCCCUCCCAAGCCCCCUACCCCACCCCAUAGUGCUCCCUGAGAGCAGCCAAGGCAGAUGUGAGAGCAAGGGCCACGUCCCCCGUGUCAGGAAUGGCAUCUCCAUGAAGGAGGGGCCCGAAGCCCUUAUGGGCGGACCUCCCCCGAGCCUGUCUGAAGGGCCAGCCCUUAGUGCAUUCAGGCUGAGGCCCCUGGGCAGGGAUGCCACCCCUGCUUUUCUGGAGGAUGUGCCCUCUCCCCUCACCCUUGUCCCUGGCAUUAGACCCCAACCCCCACCCCCGGUCUGCCCAGUAAAGGCCUUUCUGCAACA